Manduca sexta (tobacco hornworm) is the source of this 2843-nucleotide messenger RNA. Its product is annotated as zinc finger protein 585B. Bases 667 to 2241 code for a protein of 524 amino acids. Gene Ontology annotation, molecular function: RNA polymerase II transcription regulatory region sequence-specific DNA binding; zinc ion binding; DNA-binding transcription factor activity, RNA polymerase II-specific. The record is from RefSeq and is a predicted model, not a curated record. Gene Ontology annotation, biological process: regulation of transcription by RNA polymerase II. Gene Ontology annotation, cellular component: nucleus. The transcript is spliced from 9 exons. Lineage: Eukaryota; Metazoa; Arthropoda; Insecta; Lepidoptera; Sphingidae.
UAUUAAUGGUUGAUAAUAAUUCCUAAAAAAAAAUAAACGAGCAUGACACAAACUAUCGACGUUGAAAACUAUUAAUUGCUUUAUUUAAUUUUUUGAACUAUUUAUUUUUUGAGCGAAUUUACAAUUUUUCUAAUGGAACAGCAAUAUAACCGCUGUGAUUAUCCGGCAUGUGGUCAUAUUGAAAGAAAAAAACCAGACCUAAAUGUGGAUAAAGAUAUACUAGCUAAUUUCCUCAGUGAGUCGGACGUGUUGCCGCUGGUCGAGAGUAAGAAGUACGAUUACAUCCGCCGGCGACAUUGCUCGUUAGUCACAAACCAGUUCCUCAAGUGUCGCUGGCUGCAGUUUAAGGAGAAAGCUAUUGGCAGGCAGAGAGCACCGUUCCUGUUUCCUAGCGUCAAGUACUCGUUAUAUACUUAUACUGCAACUAAACUUUUUGGAAACUGAAUGCUGUAUAAAACCAUCUAUUUCUGAUAUUGAAUGAUAAUAUUGUGACGUCAUGACUCAUUAUUUUGUUAUCUAUUGGUUUAUCAGACGAAGGAAUGAAGUUAUUAGGUUUCGACGCUCAGAAAGCAUGGCUGGGUAUUCGUAUUGUCGACAUGGCGUGACGAAAAUGUGGUGGAGGCGCAACGCGUGUUCUCACAUGCUACGUCACGUCUCGCGGGGCAGAUGUUCAUGGGUGAUGGUGAUCACUUACCAUCAGAGGUUGUAUGUAAUCUGGCAAUGGAAAUGGCACUACUUAAUAAACAAACUGUAGAUUGGACGUUAUUCGAUGUAUGUCGAUGCUGUCUGAAAAAUAGAUGCUCAAAUGACAUUUCUUUGGAGACUAAAAUGUCUGGGCGAGAAGAAGCGUACGCUGAUCUCUUGAGAGAUACCUUGAAUAUAGAAAUUUCUUGCCAAACACUUGGUAAGCUCACUGCCAGCAGGGGAAUAUGUGAAGAAUGCAUCACAGAGCUGCAAAAAGCAACGGCAUAUAAAAGAAUGGUCCUUGAAUCUGAAAAAGAAUUUGUAAAUUAUGUACAAAAUCUGCAGAAAUCAGAAGAUUCAAAUGUGAUUGAUAACAGUGAUGUUGAAAUAAAAUAUGAAGAUUUUGCUACUGAAGAUGCGAACUGUGAUGAUAAGUCGGAAAGCAUCUCCACUGAUGAUGAAGUCCUGGCUAAAAUAAAAAACAGUCGGCCGAAAAAAGACAUAUCGAAAAGAGUGAGAGCCAAAUAUGAAGAGUAUCGCAAAAAGAACAGUGAAGCAAAACUUGUGGCCCGAAGCGACGUACAGAGAAUAAUUGAACGACGAGGCAACGGGCCCAUACUGCGCCAGAACUCUCUCCUGCUGCUGUCCAACUCCACCCUCUGUGUGUUCCAGUGGAACCAGAGUCGAUACAGAUGCUUCUGCUGUCAGGAACCAUUCAACGACAUAGAUUCUCUCCGAGAACACAACACCACGCACGACAUUGAGACUAUUGAGAAAAAAAUAAUCACCCAACAAAACAGAUUGGUCAAAGUGGAAGUAUCGAAUAUAUGCUGCAAAUUAUGUAAUGAAAAAAUCGAUAAUCUUAAAACUUUAAAGAACCACCUGUCCACCGAACACGAUGUGGCUUUCGUCUCUAAGGAGCAUUUGCUAGUUCCUUUCAGGUUACAGAACGGCGAGCUCAGGUGCCAAAUAUGUCUUGAAGGCUUUCGCGUUUUCAGGUUAUUGAACAUUCACAUGAACAAACAUUUCCAGAAGCACGUCUGUCAUAUUUGUGGAGCUGGAUUUUCCAACUUAGUGUUUUUAAAUUUACAUAGGUUCCGAUCCCACAAGCCUUUUAAAUGUCAACAAUGUGACGUCAUUUUUACAUCGAAGGCGGAAAAGAAAAGUCACGAAGUAUCUGUCCACGGCGUUAAGUUUGAGCGAAAAUUGCGCUUUCCAUGCCCGUAUUGUUCGGAAAGAUUCUUUCAAGAAAAUUAUCGGGUGUUACAUCUAGUGGAAAAACAUGGGAUGACCAAACCCAAUUACAAUUGUAAUAUAUGCCCUAAAACGUUCAUUACGCGAAGUUUACUGAACAAUCAUAUUAAAAAUGUUCACAAGAAAGAGCGAAACCAUCCGUGCGAGGUGUGCCACAACUUAUUUUACACAAAAUCAGACCUCACCCGACACAAGGUUGUCCACACUGGAGAGAAGAAGUACAGCUGUAACGUGUGCAAGAAUAAUUUUGUGUCGAAGGAUACUUUGCGCCGGCACAUAAAGAGGACUCAUGGACUAAAUUAAUAUUAUUUCAAGAAAAUAACAGUAUUUUAAAUAGGUUGUUUGACUGCCCCGAUGGCGGAGUUAUACUGCAUACGCGGUUCGAAUAUGGCGCUGAGAUCCUGAGUUUGGAUCCCGAAUCGGUUUUUUGACAUGCUUACAAAUGAGUUCAUUCUCCGAAUCGGAUUGAAGAUUGAGCUUGGGAUCGUUUAUUGAAAAUGGAUGAUAGAUGGAAAAGAAAUGUUAAGAAAAAUGCCAUAAAAUGAAUACUACGUAUUAAUUUGUUACGACUAUAAAAUAUAUUGAAUAAUAUGUAUACAUUAAUAGUAUAAUACAUGGAUGAAUGAAUACGAGUACACUGCGUAGGUAUAUAUUGUUAAACACAAGUGGGUAAUAUAUCAAAGAACUAAAUGUGAACAGAAGGAUCGUUUUAUGUUGAAAGAUGUUUUGAGUUAAAAAAUAUGUUUUUAUUUUGUUUAUUUUAGCUGCCAUAGUGGCUAUAUACACCAUUGAUAUGUAAAUGUAGCUCUUGAAUUAUAUACCUUCCAUUUUUAAAACCAAAUUCUGUGUUACGAGCUGCAACCAUGUUUAUAUUAUAAUAUUCAGUAUUAAAUACUUUAUAAAUA